AUGUUUGGGAAUUUGAAGUUUAUAUAUGAUGAAGCUCCUUUAUGGAAUGAAAAAAAAGUAAAAGAUAAAAAAGAAUAAAAGCUAACAACGUAUGUGAGAUUUGAUUAAUUAUAUGGAGACGGAAAAAGAAAAUAAAUUAAGAUUGAUUAAGUCAAGCAAGAAAAAAAACUUGAAUAGAUGCUUUAAGAAAUAGAAUUAGAAGAGUCUAAAAUGGGAAUUUCUACUGUAUCAAAAAAAUUAACGGCUAGUAGAAGACCUGACUAAUUUUAUGAAUAUAACAAGUAAUGGGCUAUGAAAGUAAAUGAAAAAAAGUAAUAACAAAGAACAGAACAUUUUAACCAAGCAAUUAACUAGCAAAUUGAAAGUUAAUAAAAAUCUUAGCAAAGGACUUUCUUCCAAGAAACCAUGCUGAAUAAUUAUAAUGGGCCAAUUUCAGGAUGGUAGCAAAGAUUUGAAAAUUAUUUAAAUACAAAAAUAAAAUUGUAAGAAGUUGGGGAACAAUAAAAUACAUUUCAACCAAAAAUAAAUGAAAACUCUAAAAAAAUGACUUCAUUUAGAGAUAAUACUCCUAUUGAAGAAAGACUCCUUAAAUAUGGAGAGGAAUUGAAAAUGAAAUAAGAAAUUAUUAGACAAUAGAUGGAUAUUCUAGCUCAAGAAAGUGAUGAAUUUGGGUAAAAAAAGCCUUCAAUCAAUAAAAAUUAUGUUUAUGGAGAGUCUGAUGGAAGCAAAGUUCAUGACAAAUUAUAUGAAUAUGCGAAAGUAUAUGAACAAAAAAUGUAAGAGCUUAAAAGUGAGGCCUAAAAUCAGUUUAACUUUAAACCUGCACUUAAUUAGAUGUCAGAAUAAUUAAAAGAAAAAAUCUAAUAAAAAAGGAAACCACUUUAUGAACCAAAAAAGAAGGAAUCUUUGGAGGAAAAGAAACCAUCAAAGCAGUUUAAUGUAUAGAAUUUUGAGUAAUUUUUAGAAAGGAAUUAUACAUAAUUUGAGAGAAAAUUAGAAAGAUUGCAAUAAAGAGAUGAUUAGGUCUAGGCAAAGGAAUUAGAAGAAUGUUCAUUUUAGCCAUAAAUAAAUAAAAAAAGUCUGACCAAAUCAGUAAUAGAUUCAGAAAAAACUCUUUAUGAAAGAGAAUAAGAAAAGCUUAGAAAGAAAUAAGAGUAGCUGUAAUAAUUGCAAGAAUAAAUUACAUAAGAAGAUUAAAAGAAUUGCACUUUUAAGCCUUAAAAAACAUUUAAUAUUAUUGAAGAAAGGAAAUAAAUCCAAGAAUAGAAUAAAAAGUUAAUUGAAAAGAAAAAGAGCACACCUGCAAUAAAAUAUCCCAAAGUUAGAAGUAAAACACUUGUAACUGAUAAAUAAAAAAAUGGAUAAAAUUUAUCUGAAUAAGAUCUUCAUAAUUCUUCAGAUGAUAACUUAAAAAGGAACAAUGGCAGUAACUAAUCAGAUGAAGACGAAAAAGAUAAAUUCUAAAAGGCGUUUUAAGACAGAUAUUAGAAUUCUAACAAUUAUUCCAAAUCAGUAAACUUUUAAAGCAUUCCUCAAAAUCAAUCAGUUUAAGCUGAUAAGAAUACAAAGAGAAGACAGAGAAGCCCUCUAAAAAGGCAAAGUCCUUCACCAAAAACAACAUUUAAAUUAAACUCCUCAUCUAAAAAAGGAAACAACGAAUUAAACUAAAGUAAAAAUGAUAGUGAUUCAAAGAAUAACUAAAGUUUCCUGAACAAUUUGCUCAAUAGCCAAAUAAAUAAAGGAAACUUCAAUUUAGAAUCUCUACUUAAUUAGAGCAUACAAAACUGGGGAGAGCAUUAUAAUUUAAGCCCAUCAAAGCUCAGCAAGAAAAAAAUACUUGAUGAAUUUAAUUAGAUAGAAAAAGAAAUAUAAACAAUUGUAAAAGAAGUUGAUCAAAUCAAAGAAAAAGAUGACAUUGAUAAAAGUAUUAAUAGCAGCACUAUUCCGAAACUAAGUAACUUUAAGACAUAUUCCUAAGGCAAUAAUGAUGGGUUUGACUCUAAACAUUCUUAAUUUCAUCCUUAAAUUAUAAUAGAAGAUCAUAAUAAUGAAGCUUGA
Tetrahymena thermophila SB210 is the source of this 2058-nucleotide messenger RNA. RefSeq lists its product as hypothetical. The record is from RefSeq and is a predicted model, not a curated record. NCBI's taxonomy places the organism in Eukaryota, Ciliophora, Oligohymenophorea, Hymenostomatida, Tetrahymenidae. The transcript has 8 exons.